CUAUAGGCACCAUAAGAAAUGUAACCCACUGUUUCCUGGGGUGUCCUGGAUUUACGUUUACUAUGUGACGUCUACUCCUGAGUCUAGGUUGGAGGGAUGUAGAACUAUGGUAGUUACAGAGGGGGAGAGAAAGAAAGAGAUUCACUGGAUUUUGCCCAGUACACUUGCAAGGUUUCCAAGAAGAUCCAGCAGGACAAGGAGAGAGGAGAUGAGAAAGGGGUAGCAUGGUCCAUUCGGGUUGGAUGUACCAAAAUAAGUGACCACAAAGGGCGAUGUGGCUCUAGGGAACCGGGCAGGGAUUUCACACAAGACCGCUGUUGUGUAGGGAGAGAGCGGCGGACAUCUAGGUGAUGCUUGCGGGGUCAGUGAUGCACCAAGACGAGUGUGGUGGAUUCCAGCAACCCGCCGCUGCAGAGAGCAAAGCCCGCUAGCUUACCGCGGCCGAGAUGGUGCAUGGAUAGCGGAUCCCUUCAUGCUGCAAAACAUGACCAAGCGUUUAUAACAAAACCGGCAGUUUGGGAGCUAAACUAAGGAAUUCGAUGCUUGCAUUAGCAGGAAGAAUACAAACGCGCAUUUCCAUUGAGACUCCGAGCCUGGAUGAGAAAGGAUGCCAUCUCCAUAAAACCUAUCAUACAUAGCUAACGGAGAGGGCCAGCUUGCGUUUUUUUCACCAUACUAGAUUUGUUUGAGUAGGCCGGUUGUGAUUCGUGAACCACAAGCUGUAACGAUGUUGGUGAGAUGCCACCGGAGCAAGCUGUCGGUGUGGGCCGUUCUGUGUGUGCUCGUGUUAUGCUGGCUCUACAUUUUCCCAGUGUACAGACUCCGGAGCGACAAGGAGAUAGUUGAUGAAGUGCUGCGGCAGGGACAAGUAUGGCAGAGGAACCAGACGGAAAUCGAUCUGUUCAGGAAGCUGCUUUCAGAGUGCUGUGACCCAAGGAGAAUGUUUGCGGUGACCAAGCAGAAUUCACCUAUGGGGAAGGUCCUGUGGUACGACGGAGAGUUUUACCACUCACACACAGUCAACAAUGAGACCUACUCUCUCUUUGUGCAGGAGACACCUCUUCAGCAUCCCCUCAAAAAGUGUUCGGUGGUGGGCAAUGGAGGGGUCCUGAAGCACAGCGGCUGUGGGAAGGACAUUGACCAGGCUGACUUUGUCAUGCGGUGCAACCUUCCACCACUGUCUAGGGAGUAUGUUGAGGAUGUGGGGACCAGAACUAACCUAGUGACAGCCAACCCCAGCAUCAUUGAGAAGAGGUUCCAGAACCUUCUUUGGUCGCGGAAAAGCUUUGUGGAGAGCAUGAAGGCCUACGGCUCCAGCUACAUUUACAUGCCAGCCUUCUCCAUGAAGCCGGGCACCGACCCCUCCCUGCGGGCACACUACGCCCUUACCGACACCUCGUCCAACCUCACCAUGCUGUUUGCCAACCCCGAGUUUCUCAGGACCGUGGGAAAGUUCUGGAAGGGUCGCGGAGUGCAUGCCAAGCGCCUGUCCACAGGCCUCUUCCUGGUCAGCCUGGCGCUGGGGCUGUGUGAGGAGGUGACGGCCUACGGCUUCUGGCCGUUCAGCGUUGGGCUCGACGAGCAGCCCGUCAGCCACCACUACUACGAUAACGUGCUGCCGUUCAGCGGGUUCCACGCCAUGCCUGAGGAGUUUGUCCAGCUCUGGCAGUUGCAUAAGAGCGGCACACUGCGUAUGAGGGUGGGACACUGCCCACCUCGGGAAGGGGCUAUAUAACACUCAAGGAACCAAGGGACCCUCCCCUAAUAAACCUUCCCUUCCUUUCGCUUACAACCCACCAGCCCCCUGCGAUCGUCCCCAGCAAACCACCCGCAAACCUUCACCUCUUUCUCCACCAUUAGCAUGAGAAUGUAACCCAUGGUUACCCACCCAGCCGAGAAAGCCCCCACACACCCUCUCUCUCUAUCCUGUCCUCCAUCCACUCUAACUAUGUGUGUGUUUGUGUGCGUGCGUGUGUGUUUGUGUGCGUGUGUGUGCGUGCGUGUGUGCAGAGAGGAGGUCUGCUAACUCUCAGCUGGGGCUGGAGGAUUCUUUAUAUGUUGACUACUCAAUGUGACAUAGGGAGGAGCUGGGCCCAAUGCCCCCACUGUGUCUUUGUUAAACAGAGACAGAAGGAACAAUCCUAACCAAGAGGUUUUCAUACAAGUCUUAAGAGAACAGACUGAAAGACUUGAAACACGGACGGAAAAAGGAAAGGAGGAACCAAGAUGUCCUGGUACUAGGCUUGUAUGAGAGCGGACUAAAAGGGAGAAUGAAAGAUGUCUUGGUACCUUGCUCGUUCGAAGGAGUUUGUUAUUUUUUUGUCUUGAACAAAAACCCUUGAUGGACAUCUUAAGCAACCAAUCAGCAUUGAGGUUCAAAGUAGGAUCCAAUAGAAAAGGAGAGUGAAGCACGAUAUCGAGCUCCUAGAAUGUUCCAUUUUACAGCCAAAAGGGAAGCCAAGAACAUUGCAGUGUUUGAUAUAUCCGUAUGUUAAUUUAUAUUUGUUAAUCAUGACUUUAAUGAUACAUGUUUUUCAUUUUAUAUAGGUUGAUGUUCUACGUUGAUUUAGUUAUGUUACGAUUGAGAGCUGAGUAUGUAUUUAAAUCUUUUCACAAAACUCCACUGCAGAGAAAAAGAUGUGAGCUUUACAAAUCAUGACCUCAUCUGUGUAUCUUCAUCAAGAGGUUGUGGCCUUGAAGGUUCACCCCCCGUUCACGCUACGAGUGCUUAUUGGUAUGGUCCACUUACAAACACACUCCAUUGACAAGAGACUGGGAGCUACCAUAGCUUUCAUUCUGUAGGGGCUGUUAAAAAGUGUCUUGACUGAGUGAUGACAACACUGCAUGUUUCUGUUCAGGUGCGGGACACCUGCUCACAUUGAACUUGAACAUUCAUACUCUUCUUCAUCACCAUGGUCAUCGCCAUCAUCAGUGUGCGUCUGAAUGUCUGGGCAGUGACCUGAACUUUGCUGUCCUGCAUUUAUUUCUAGGUGGUUUUUUUCUGUCAUUCAUAACAGGGUUGGGAUCAAUUCCAUUUCAACUCAGUCAAUUCAGGAAGUAAACUGAUAUUCCAAUUGAAAUGGAAUUGACUCCAACCCUGAUCCGUGUACACAUACAAGGGAAUGAACAUAUGAUGUGUAGUAGGUGCUAGUUCUUCUGUCCUUCUGUCAUCAUCACCCAACAGUUGAGACAGUGUAAGAGCCAGCCCUUUUGGUUUUACAUGAACUCCUGUCAUGAAUUUUGGAAUGAUACGUUUAAAUGUUGUUACUGUCAUUUAUAUUUUGGUUGUGCAAAUGUGACCAGUACCAUAUCAUGUCAUGGGCCAAUCUAAGUGCGCAUGGAUCAUGCAUGGAGUCUAGCACCAACACUGAAACAACAUUUAAACAACGUUUGGGCUAACCUACAGGCACAGAACAAAUCAUGUGAAUUAUAUUCCUCAUAUCUACUGUAUAAUAAAAUAUUUUUGUGCCUUCAGAAUUCACCAAGGCAAAUGGAAAUGCUAGACAUUACUGUAUGCUAUCUUUAGAAUGACAUUUUCCCUUGUCCCCCUUUUGAAACUGAUUUCCACAAUCGCAAUGGGACACUGCGAUAUCAUAGAAUAAUAUAGUACUACAGUAGAGAGGAGGAUGGAGGGAGGUGGUAAUACAGUAGCAUGAAUUAUUUGAGCCAUUUGAAUGUUUGAAGUAUUUCAAGGGUGCAUCUGAAAUGGCACCCUAAUCCCUAUGUAGUGUAUUACUUAUGACCAUCACCUAUAGGGUGCACUACAUCGGGAAUAUUGACCCCUUUGACCUCUAUAUGAAAACCAUGUGACUAAGGAAACAAGUCCAGAGUCUUAGAUUGAGCUGGUUGUUGUUGGACCAAGUCAGUUAAUGAUAAACCAAACCUGUUUAAAGUCUCUUCAUUGCCAGUCCUGAUGCAAACUUGUGCUCUCUUCCAACCAGGAAUUGAACUGUUGAUCAUUUUUAAAAACCAAUGCGAUUAAAUUGAUGCCACGUAUUUGCACCUUCGGGCCCACUUUAUUUGGAUAGUCUGGAUAGUCCAUCUGUAGAUGGUCUUACUAUCAACAAACUAUCUGUUGAGAAGCAACAGAUUGCUAAGGUUAGGGUAAAGGUUAGGGCUAGGAUAAGGCUUAGUAGAUAGUUAGUUGACAUGUUAUCCAAAUAAAGUGUUAUCUCACCGUCUGGUUCCUCUGCCCAGUAUUGUGAAUGAGAAAUAUUUUACUGUGUCAUUUGCAGUAAGCAUGACUGUGACUCUGUAUGUGUUUUGGGGUUUUGACUUUCAAACUCAUUCUGUCCAUUAUUUUGUGAAGCGCCAUAUUGGGUUGAUUAUGCCCAAAAAGAAAUAGCGCAAAUUGUACCUCAAUAUCGGUUUUGCUGGCAAUCCCUUUUAGCCUUAGUAUGGGUACCAGUCAUUUUCCAAAUGACAGAAGUGGCAAGGAGUGGAAUGUUAGCUAAAAAUACUGGUACCCAGUCUAUAUUAGCCUACUCUGGGGUUGAAUUGUGACGUAAUGCAAACACAAUGUGACGUUCUCAGCUACACAGUGUGUGUGAGCGAAUCCUACUUACUGUGUCAUGAAUAAGAUGACAUCUAGUUAACGAGGACUUCUGCACAGUGGUACUUCUGAAUCUUUCCUACGUAUAUUUAGAUGUGUUUUUAGUGUAUGCCAUUACCAGGUUCAUUUGGACAAAAUAUAUAAAUGUGUUUUCUUUGUUUUGCCUUGCCUUGAAUUUGUUUUUGAAAAAUACUUUGGAAAGGAAAAAAAGCAGUGAGGUUUUUACAUUAUUAAGCUGUUAAUGUAUAUUCAACCCUUGUGUCAAUCACCUUACGUCAGCUCAAUGCUGUUUUUGGCGAGAGUACCCUGCCUGAGCAUGUUCGAAUACAGGAAGUCAAAAUUAAGGACUGAAAUGUGUUUUAUGUGCCACCUGGACUAUGCCAAGAAAAUCAUUGCAUCCAAAUAAGAGGUAAACACUGGUAUCCAAUAAAGAAGGUAAUAAUUUUGAA
Molecule: messenger RNA, 5001 nt
Organism: Salmo salar (Atlantic salmon)
Lineage: Eukaryota; Metazoa; Chordata; Actinopteri; Salmoniformes; Salmonidae
Product: alpha-N-acetylneuraminide alpha-2,8-sialyltransferase
Biological process (GO): N-glycan processing; oligosaccharide metabolic process
Molecular function (GO): alpha-N-acetylneuraminate alpha-2,8-sialyltransferase activity
Source: RefSeq, a predicted model, not a curated record